UAAGGUUCAUUUCCGGCGCAUGCUUCUAACGUAGGCGGAAGUAAACAAAAGCGUGUAGUGUUUGUUCGUCUUGAGUUCUUCAUGUGCAAUAAUAAUAAUAAUAAAAAUAAUAUUUCAGCUGAGUCAAUUUUUUACACGUCUGUAAUUCAGACAUGAACGGCCAAGCCGAGUUAGAUGUGGAUUACAAGCGGAAAUACAAAAACCUAAAGCGAAAAUUAAAAUUCUUGGUGUAUGAGCAAGAAUGUUUUCAAGAGGAGCUGAGAAGAGCACAGAGAAAGCUUCUGAAGGUCUCCAGAGAUAAAAGUUUCUUGCUGGACAGAUUGUUACAGUAUGAGCGGGUGGAUGAGGACUCGUCUGACUCGGAUGCCACAGCCUCCUCAGACAGCGAGGGAGAGGCUCCAAGAGAAAGGGAAAGGGAACCAGGAAAGAAGAGGAGAAGUCCCGGAGGUCCGUCCCUCGCUUCAUCCUCGUCCCCCCAGCUUUCUCUCCUCUCUCGCCCCGGAGCGAACGCUCUCCAGUCUUCAGCACCCACUCAGUAUCUCAACGCGUUACCCUUCCCUCCUGACUAUUUGGCUCCCUCUGCUGAGCGAGUGAGGAAAGAGAGAAAACCAAAACCACCAAAACAGAGAAAAGAGUCUGCAGGAAAGGUGGUAUCUCCAUUAGCAUCUAACUACCCAACAGGCAGUGCUCCGGGCGCGGGUUCGUCCGGGCCGUUCAGCUGGGUCCCGCGGCAGAUGCUGAGCGGAGACGCCGCAGAGGAGGAAGGAGAGAGUGAGGGAGAAAGCGAUGGAGGAGAGGAGGAGAGAGGAGAGGGAGAGGAAGCAGAACUGGUCAUUGACAUUCCUAAUGAGUGAAGGUGAAAUGGACAAAGACUCUAGUGUUUGUUUAGCAUCAGUGAAGGGAAACCUCAAGGAAACGCCAUUUAUCCAGUUGUGUUUUUGCUAUAAUUAUGCUACAAUUGUCUCUUCUCCACCAUUUUUACAUUUUAAUAGCAACAAUCUAACAAUUAAAGCUACAGUGUAUAGGAUUUUAUUUGGGUUAAAAAUGAAAACAAAGUCAUUAUUGAGUCAGGGGAGGAAAAUCUGCCGGAAAAUACAGUGUUCCUCCUUGAAAGGCUUGUGAUAAGAAUUCACACUCAGAGCUCUUGGGUUUCAAAUUGGAGGAUGCAUGUUAUACGCCAGCUCAUUUACAUCCGACACCAUCAUCGCUGAAAGUAGUAGAGCCGAAGACCUGACCCCAGAUUUCCACUAUGACUUUGACAGAGUAGCAUAAAAGAGAAGCCUUUCCCCUUAAACUGAGUUUUAGCCAGAUAGCUCGUGAUAUUCGGCCUCAUAGUCACAUAGAGCUGCUGUAGAUGUUGUGGCAGAGACACAUCUGUAUGUACUGAUUCAGGAUCAGGUAAAUCAUGUGUGUCAGAAUUAUUGUAAUGUUAAGAAGAGUUUGCUGACUUGUAAUUCAGCAUUUAUGUAAGCAAACUGCCUGUUAUAGAACCUGAGUCUCUUAUUACUCAGCAAGGACCUCAGCUGCUUUUUAAAGUGUUCAAAUAGUUCUCUGUUAAAAUCAACCAUCUGGUCAUUCUUACUAGAUAACAUUGUGACUUAAAACAUGGUGAAUUGUAAUCUGACUUUUGUUAA
Molecule: messenger RNA, 1634 nt
Organism: Pangasianodon hypophthalmus (striped catfish)
Lineage: Eukaryota; Metazoa; Chordata; Actinopteri; Siluriformes; Pangasiidae
Gene: ino80e
Product: INO80 complex subunit E
Exons: 8
Coding region: 153-854 (233 amino acids)
Biological process (GO): chromatin remodeling
Cellular component (GO): nucleus; Ino80 complex
Source: RefSeq, a predicted model, not a curated record